AUGGUCGUGAAAGCCUUAAGACAGAUUUCCGUGGGGCAGAACGGUGUUGGAGCGUUUAUAUUUCCCUGCAAGAAGAUCACACUGCAAUAUUGUAACUGGGGCGGGUCAUCGCAGGGUCUGAGAGACUUCCUGACGUCCAAACGGCUCGCCAAGUGGGCGGAGAAAUACCCGCAGAUCCAGUUUGAGGUGGUGGCCAAGGCGGGGCACCCCGUGCUGAAGGCGGAGUACAUCAACGGGCUGAACAAGGCGAUCUGCGUGCGCAACCUGAACGUGGACCACGUGGAGUUGAAGCUGAAGCUACUGCGGGAGUCGUCUGGGGCGCAGCUGCGUCACUACCCGAAGAACGCAAACGUUCUGAGUUUGAACCAGAGCGUGCGUGGCGUAUGGUCGCCGCUGCACGUGGAUCCGGCGUUGAGACACCGGGUGUAA
Molecule: messenger RNA, 429 nt
Organism: Eremothecium gossypii ATCC 10895
Lineage: Eukaryota; Fungi; Ascomycota; Saccharomycetes; Saccharomycetales; Saccharomycetaceae
Gene: MRPL51
Product: mitochondrial 54S ribosomal protein mL43
Exons: 1
Coding region: 1-429 (142 amino acids)
Biological process (GO): mitochondrial translation
Cellular component (GO): mitochondrial large ribosomal subunit
Molecular function (GO): structural constituent of ribosome
Source: RefSeq, marked provisional